AUUAUCUGUAAGAAUAAUUAUAACAAGCGAUCUCUAUCAAUAGCCUUUUAGUUGUUUCGAUUUUGAUUUUGUAUCAUAUAUUAUUAAGUUUUUUAUUAAUAUAUAAUUUAAAGGCAGAAGAUCUAGAAAAUAAUAAAAUCUAGCAUUCUCGAAUAUUUUAAAAAAAUUCUAAACUUGAAUACAGAAAUUUCAUAACGUAGAAGGAAAAAUAUAAAAUGGAUGAUAAUAGGAGAAGGGGCCAGAGACACCACAUAUUUCUUCUUGGAUUCCUAUGUUUACUUGUAAUAGGUCUACUAACGGGGUUCUUUACCUACUAUUACACCAGGCCUGAGAGGAUGAAAUCCAUAUCGAAAUUUGUCAAACCUGAAAAGCUCCCUAAAUAUUUUGCCAUAGAUAUUGACGGUACAUUCUUCAUAAAAGAUCCUGAGAAAUUUAAGAGGAACAUCGCAGCUUUUAAAAGACUACAGGAUGCCGGAGUCUUACCCUUCUUCUGUACAGGGAGAAGCUAUAACUGUAUGGUUGGAUUGAUCGGAGAAAAAGUGCUUAACGAGUGUGGAUACCGGGGCGUUCCUGGUGUGUACCUAAACGGAGCAGUGGUUUAUAGUCCAGCUGGAAAUGUAAUACAUUCCGCAUCCUUUGGAGAUGCGUUUGUGAAAGCUUUCCAGAAAUUCAUAUCAGGAAAAAACAUUGAUGAUAAGGUAGUAUAUCAGGCUCCUGAAUGUUGUUAUUGUAUUGGAAAUUUUUAUGAAGAAGGGAAGAAAUUCCUGGAAUCGAAAAACCUGUCACUGCCAAUUAAAAUGGAUGAAAAAGACGUGUCUUCUAUAGAUAUAGUGGGAAUCUCGUUACCAGCGAUGAAAGUGGAAUUGGAGAACAUGAAAGAGGGGAAGGAUUAUUUCGCGAGAACUGCAUAUAACUUGAUAACCCAGCUAACGCCUCCUAAGUGUAGCAAAAAAAUUGCUCUUGAGGCGUUAUUAAAAUUUCUACACUCAAGUGGAGAAGAGUGUGCCUACAUUGGCGACGAUUACAACGACGUGGAGCCUAUGGAAUAUUGUUCACUGUCAUUUGCUGUAGCAGAUGCACAGAACGAAGUUAAGGAGAAAGCAAAAUGGAUAACUUCACGAAAACAUGAUGAGUGCGCUUUUGAACAGGUGGUAUCGGCUCUAUUGGAUUAACUGUACAUUAUACACAAAACACAAACACAAUGCAGUUCAUUAAGUUUACUAACAAAAAUUCAACUAAAGGGUAAACUGUUAAAUGGUCAAAUAAAAUUUUAACAUCAGCCUCAACCACCAUAAUUUUGUAGUAGCCCA
This is a messenger RNA of Theileria parva strain Muguga, 1310 nucleotides long. Its product is annotated as haloacid dehalogenase-like hydrolase Tp14. Gene Ontology annotation, cellular component: cytosol. Gene Ontology annotation, molecular function: magnesium ion binding; phosphatase activity. Bases 216 to 1172 code for a protein of 318 amino acids. Lineage: Eukaryota; Apicomplexa; Aconoidasida; Piroplasmida; Theileriidae. The transcript is spliced from 3 exons. The record is from RefSeq and is a predicted model, not a curated record.